AUGCCGCAUAAGCGCAGAGCGACUUCUAAACGGGUCUUUAUCAACAACAUCGACUCGUAUUCCUCCAGGAACAUCGCCAAGUUCCUAAGUAAGGUCGUUCUAAGGGUCAUGGAUGAAGAGGAGGAGCAGGAGGAGGAAGGGGAGGAGGUCCACCACAAUCACGCCUUUCAGAUGGUUGGAACUGUCUCUAAUCUGUCUGAUGAGCCCCCACCACACAUCUUGGAGGAAUACUGUCAUCCUAAAAAGGAAGAACUGCUGUCAAAUCUGAUGGAGUGUCAAGUUAUCAUCUACAAUAUUAGUCAGGAUGCCGAUCAGGUGGAGGAAGCUUCCUGGGCUGUUAAAGCCCUCCAUGAUCAAAAAGAACAUUUUACCAGUCUGAAGAUCUUUAUCCUCAUCUCCACUGUGAUGACGUGGGCUGCCAGCAUACCAUUGGAUCCAGAAGACCCAGAGCUUCCCUUCACUGAUGAGAUUUUCUACUGCAGAAGAGCUCAUCCUAACUUCAAAAAGCACAUUGACCUGGAGAAGAUAGUGGUGAAAGCCGGCAAAUCUAACAGAGAGAUCUUCUCCACCUAUGUGGUGGCAUCCGGCCUGCAGUACGGAAUGGGGGAAGGGAUCUUUCACUUCUUCUUCAAGGAAUCGUGGCUGGGAGAGGCAUCUGAAAUAUCCAUAUAUGGACAUGGAAAGAACAACAUUCCCACCAUCCACGUCACCGAUCUGGCCAGCGUGGUCCAGAAUGUAAUCGAAUAUCAGCCCAGACCCUACUACCUGCUAGCUGUGGACUUGUCACACAACACCUUGGAGCAGUUGGUGAAGGUUAUUGCCACUGCAUUGGGACCUGCUAAAACAGUGAACAGGCCUUUUGAGGACAUCUACCUCAACCAAGAGUUAACUUUGAUGGAGAUUGAUUCCCUCCAAGUCAACCUUCGGAUGGAAGCAGUAAAUGUUGAAAACCUGCUCUCCGUCUACUGGCAUUGUGAGGGUGGUCUGGUGGAAAAUGUGGACCUGGUGGUGGAGGAGUAUCGACUGUCUCGAGGGCUUCUGCCUCUCCGGGUGUGCCUCCUGGGUCCUCCCGCAGUGGGGAAGACUACCUUGUCUUUACAGAUCUGUAAGCACUACAAACUCCAUCACAUUACUGUGAGGGAUACCAUCUAUAAGGCCAUGGCCGAACUGGAAGGCAUUGUGAAGAACCCAGAUCCGGAUGCUGAGGAAGUCGCAGCAGAGGCUCAAGAGCUGCUCAACAGCCUGAAUGAGUCUAUAGAUAGUGAAGAUGUUUCAGAGGAGCAGCUCAAGAUGUUGAGGGACAAAAUGACGUCCAACCAAUGCAAAAACCAGGGUUAUGUCCUUGAUGCUUUUCCCAGCACGUAUAAGCAAGCCGAGGACCUGUUUGAAGACGAGCAGGAGGAUUUCUCUGACAAGUUCACACCAGAGUUUGUGUUGGUCCUGGACGCCACCGACUCCUUCCUGACAGACCGAGUGAUCAACCUCCCCGAGGAAACAGUACAAGACCUCGGCUACGAGCCGGAGAAGUUCCUAAGCCGGCUGGCCAUCUACAGAGAUAACACCCAGGAGGAAAAAUCGGUUCUCAACUAUUUUGAGGAGCUGGAUAUCAGCACUGUGCUCUUGGAGGCCACCAAUGGCGAAGAACCCGCCACCUCGCUCCUGAUGCAUAAGAUUUUCACCACGUUGGGCCCCCCUAGAACGUACAGUCCCAGCCCUCAGGAAGUUGAGGAGGAGAACAGGAGAAUAGCAGAAGAGAGGUUGAAGAAAGAGGCAGAGGAGAGGGCUGUGGAGGAGCAAAAAGAGGAGGAAGAGACCAGGAUCAGGGCUGCACGCUGGGAGGAGUGGACUCAGAGAUCAGAGGCAUCAAGGAUGCUGGAGGAGCUGCACUUGGACAUCCUGACUAAACAGAUGAGAAGCUAUCUGAUGAAGAACGUCAUGCCAACGCUGGGAAAGGGUUUGAUCGAGUGCUGCAGAAUUCAGCCGGCUGAGCCCCUGGACUUCCUGGCGGAGUUCCUGUUCCGGAACAACCCGCAUGACCACCCCCCGUGUGGUGAGGACUCAUCUGAGAACUGUGGUUUUCCUGCGCUGUUUGAUUAAACUGAACAUUUAUUUGUUGAGGGAAACCUGGUUGAGUCGCAGUGUUUUUCUCUCAUCGGAUGUGAGCAGUGUUUGGACUCCUGAGUACUGGCCGUGAC
Molecule: messenger RNA, 2195 nt
Organism: Xiphophorus maculatus (southern platyfish)
Lineage: Eukaryota; Metazoa; Chordata; Actinopteri; Cyprinodontiformes; Poeciliidae
Gene: ak7b
Product: adenylate kinase 7
Exons: 18
Coding region: 1-2097 (698 amino acids)
Biological process (GO): nucleobase-containing compound metabolic process
Cellular component (GO): cytoplasm
Molecular function (GO): AMP kinase activity; ATP binding
Source: RefSeq, a predicted model, not a curated record